This is a messenger RNA of Sander lucioperca (pikeperch), 707 nucleotides long. RefSeq names its product chromosome 16 C5orf49 homolog (gene cfap90). Bases 145 to 552 code for a protein of 135 amino acids. The record is from RefSeq and is a predicted model, not a curated record. The transcript is spliced from 3 exons. NCBI's taxonomy places the organism in Eukaryota, Metazoa, Chordata, Actinopteri, Perciformes, Percidae.
AACUAUCAGUAUCCUAGCAACCACAAACGCCAGCCAGCGUUCUGCGUAGUCAAGCUUGGGUUUUCAGUUUUUGUGAGAUUUUAUCAAACUUUUAAUGUAACUUAGCUUUUACCUUACCUUUACUGAGUGGUUUUAGCCAAGAAGAUGGACGUAUUACUCGAGGCACAAACCAAACCGCUUUCUAUACUGUCUGCGUUUAGUUACGUCCCACCACGACGGAAGGAAGAAAUGUCGUACUUUAACAAAGGCUCAAAGGCCCCAGAAGUGUUCACCUACGACCAAGUGUUCCAACAGGAAGAGGGUUAUGACAUGAGACUGCACCGAGAUGACAGAAAACACUUUAAAGGAAGAGGACUAGACAUCAACGAGGAGGAGAAGUCCAGAGCCAUACCGGUUCGCACCUCUGCAGAAUACGGCCGCCGUCCCGUUCCCCUCACCUACCAAACAAGCCAGCAGCACUCACGCGUGGCUUGCAUAAAAGCAGAAUUUUUCAUGAAAAAUGGAAUCGUCUGGAAUGUGGCAGAAGGAUACGGAUCAGUGGUCCCUGUUUGAGUGUUUGUUCUCACUGUGAAAAGAAUAAACUAGUGUUGUAGUGUGUAGAUUGUACUUGGGUCCAGAGUAAAAAAACAACAUUUCAACCAUCAUCAUUUAAUCAGAUGGCGUUUGAUUAUGGUAUAUUAUUGUAUUCUAGGUAGUCAUUAUUAUCA